AGAAGAAGAACACGUGUUUCCUGUGUUUCCUCUUCCCCCUGCAUGGACAGGAGCAUAGGAGUCUGCAUUGUAAAUAAAUUGCAUUCAGCCAGCGAAAGGUUUAAAAAAUGGUGCGUAAAUUAAAGCACCAUGAACAGAAAUUGUUGAAGAAGGUGGACUUCAUCAACUGGGAGGUGGACAACAACCUGCACGAGGUCAAAGUGUUGCGGAAGUAUCGCAUCGAAAAAAGAGAGGACUACACCAAGUACAACAAGUUGAGUCGUAACAUCAGAGAUCUCGCCCAGAAAAUCAGAGACCUGGAUGAGAAAGAUGGCUUCAGAGCUCAGAGCACACAUCAACUACUGGAAAAACUGUACAGUAUCGGUCUCAUGCCCACCAAACAGAAUCUGUCCCUCACAGAGAAAGUCACAGCUUCGUCAUUCUGCAGGAGGAGGCUGCCCAGCAUCAUGCUGAAACUCCGGAUGGCUCAGAACCUGAAGACGGCCAUCACCUUCAUCGAACAAGGACAUGUGCGUGUUGGCCCAGACAUAGUCACAGACCCAGCUUUUCUCGUCACAAGAAAUAUGGAAGAUUUUGUUACUUGGGUGGACUCCUCCAAGAUCAAGCAGCAUGUCAUGAAUUAUAAUGAUGAGAGGGACGACUUUGAUCUGGUGGCAUAAGACUUUUGUCUUACAUCCAUUCAUCACCCUGGAGGAUAGGAAAGGGACCGUACUCUGCUCUUGUAACUAUGGCGCGAAUAACUCUACAACCCAGGAGUCAACAGUUCAAAUCUCUUAUCAACUUGGAAAUUGUGGCAAGAAAAUAAGUGCUUUCGCCUUCUUAACAAAAACUAACUGAGCAAGGACAAAGGAACACACUUCCAGGAUUCACAUUGUCACCAAACACCUCUUUUGUCAAAACUAAAAUCGGAUCUAUUGACAGUUAACCAUCCAAAAUAUGUUAUCUAUUCUCCUAUGCCUCCUUGUUGUUUGCGCUGCAUAAUGUGUUCUUUGUGUGAACAUGAGCUGGCUUCACAGGGUAUAUAUGGGACCAUGGAAAUGCUGGUGUAGGCCCCGAUGAUUUUGCUGUGAAGUUAAAUGACGUCUGGUGUUUUUUCCGCUCCGAGUUAGUUUUUUCAACUCAAGGCGUUCAGGACGCUUCUGCCGCAACCAAAAAGCUUCUCUCUCAUUGAAAACCAUUCAAAAAAAGCUGCCCCUGGCUGUUAAAACGCCCUCUCUUAUCUGGGCCUUAUAAGUGUGUGUAUAUACAAUGAAGAGGACUGUUGCUGUCUGUUCAUAUUAACAUAACUUGUCAUAAAUACAGUUGUAAAAUAGAAACUAUAAUUCGAUAAAUAUUUAAUAUUUUCAGUAAGACUUUGUUACAGUGUAAACUUUGUCAACAAUAAACAUUCUUUUAUCACAGUU
Molecule: messenger RNA, 1403 nt
Organism: Perca fluviatilis (European perch)
Lineage: Eukaryota; Metazoa; Chordata; Actinopteri; Perciformes; Percidae
Gene: imp3
Product: IMP U3 small nucleolar ribonucleoprotein 3
Exons: 7
Coding region: 108-659 (183 amino acids)
Biological process (GO): rRNA processing
Cellular component (GO): small ribosomal subunit; Mpp10 complex; small-subunit processome
Molecular function (GO): snoRNA binding; structural constituent of ribosome; rRNA binding
Source: RefSeq, a predicted model, not a curated record